Messenger RNA from Branchiostoma floridae (Florida lancelet), 3472 nucleotides. RefSeq lists its product as uncharacterized. Gene Ontology annotation, biological process: regulation of translational fidelity. Gene Ontology annotation, cellular component: membrane; cytoplasm. The transcript is spliced from 7 exons. Gene Ontology annotation, molecular function: nucleotidyltransferase activity; tRNA binding; double-stranded RNA binding. Bases 180 to 2918 code for a protein of 912 amino acids. The record is from RefSeq and is a predicted model, not a curated record. Lineage: Eukaryota; Metazoa; Chordata; Leptocardii; Amphioxiformes; Branchiostomatidae.
CCCUCUUCCUUCUGUUAAGCAAUACCUAUAAAUACUUAACGUUUCCCACAUCCUGUACAAGUCAGCGUCAUCGGACAACAUUUUGAUCUCCGCGCGCCUGCGGUUCAGAGCGCUCACAGAAUCUGAAGAAAGCCGGCCAUUAAAAAAAAAAGUUUGCGAGUAACAAAAUAGACAGCAUCAUGGGGCGGACAGGUGACACAGUCGCGACCCUUCCCGUGGGUCCGCGCGUGCAGGGCAUGUCGGGAGUGGUGCUGGGUAGCCUGGUGUUGGCUGCCCACAACUUCAGUCUGGACCUGACUGUAGCGGCGCCGAACAGCCUCGUCACCGGGACUGUACUGGUCAUCACGGGCCUGCUGCAGUUUUCAGCAGGUGCCCGUCUGCUCCAUCUCCGCUGCCCAACCCUGACCACCCUGUACCUGUGCCUGUCGGUGCUCUGGGGCUCCCUGGGGUCCGCCAAAAUCCUGGAGGGGUUGGACAUCAUCUCCUCUGAUGCCCGCAAAGACGCCUUGUUCCCAGGCUAUGUUGUUUUCCUCUUCAUAACCCUCUCUCUUGGAAUAGCGGGUGUGAAGCAGCACACGUUGACUGGUUUGGUGUCUUUUCUGAUCAGUUUUUCCAUGGUAAUGGAGAUAGUUGCACUGUUUUAUCCUGCCGCCAGGUGGGGUGCAGCGUGCUACCAGACAUUACCUGUGCUGCUCGGUCUGUACUACGUGGUCGGCUUGUCUGUGUCUUUCCGCAAAGGAAGCGACUUUAGCUUUCCUGGUUUGAGCGAGGAACGCCGUAAAGAUGGCGGCGAGGAACAAAUCGUCCAAAACGACGCCUUAAUCUUUGGCUACGCCAUGAAUAUGCUGCCUACCUGCGCUGUGGGGUUAUUCUUUAUUGGCGCCAUUAAUGACGUUCAUCCGGCAACACCAUGGAUGGCGCUAGCGGGCCUUGCCCAGCUACUGGUUUCUGUUGUGUCCUUCAGACGAGAGGACGUGUUCCACGGGGCCGUCUUCUCCCUGUCUGCCACUCUUUGGCUUGGUCUGACCUAUGGCUUUGCUAGCAAGUUUUGGGACAAGACUGAGAUGGCGCCUCCUAUCCUUGCAUCGUCCGUUAUUGUCCUACUAUUCUUCAUCUUCUUCCUUCUGUCCUUCACCAAGACCAUUGCCGAAGUGGUCUACAAUCUCUGUUUUGCCAUUUUUGUUCUUUCUCUUCCCACUACCGGUUUGAACAGUAACUUCGUUGGGGUAUCCAGUAUUUUGAUGCUAACUAUUUCCCUUUACUGCACCUUUGCUCUAUCGCUGAACUCUGCUUUUAGAAAGGCUAUAGUCCCAGUCGGAAGGAGUCUCCUACCCGAGAAGUCAUUGCGGGAGCUGUUCUCUCGCUGCCGAUGUAAUGAUGGCGACACACCGUCCUCCUCAGCCCUGACAUCGUCUCAUGACACUAUUCUCGGCUACUCCAAGUACGCCAACGCCGACACGCUGGGGUUCCUGUCCAAUGCCGUGACAGCUCUGGCUGUGGCGCUGUUGUCUACCGGGGACAAGUCUCUGGUCCUACCCUGGGUGAUCGUGCCGGCAGGAGUCAUCCAGUUCGUGGCGGGAACCAUCAGCUUCUCCCGAGGGAAGACGUUCGAGAGCACGGCGUUCAUGGUGUACAGCAUGAUGUGGCUGUUGUGGGGGUCUGUCAGGUACUCUGGUGUCUAUAGAGGCAGUGAAGGGCUCGGUGUGGCGGCAGGAGCCGCAUCUUUUCUUCUCUUUAACCUGUUUGUCAUCUUCUUGUCUGUGGUGAUCAACAAGGCGUGGUUGGUCCUGUCCGUGGUGUUUGAGGUGGUUUGUGUGCUGUUCCUGUUAGACGCGCUAGGCGUCCAGACUAGUCAAUAUUUUGAGCUGGUAGUGAUGUGUGUGUUUGGCGCGGUGUGCGUGUACUGUUUCUGUGUGCACCUACUGAACGGCAUGUGUGGGGAGGAGGUGAUGUCCCUGGGGAGCCCGCUCCUGAGCCUGGGGAGGGGGCACCGCGGCAGGGGUGGGGAACAGGGGUGUGUCAUGGCGGACGCCAGGAAGGCAAAUGGUGUCAAACAAAUCUCAGAACUGAUGAAAGGCGGCGGGAUCUGCGGCAUGCCUACAGACACCGUGUACGUGCUGGUGGCGGCCUGUAACCGUCCUGCCGCCGUGGAGAGGGCCUACCGCACCAAGAAACAAGCGGAGGAGAGACCCAUGUCCAUAUGGAUCUCACAGUUGAGUCAGCUGGAGCCAGCCAGGGAGGAGUUCGGGCCGCUCCUGUGGGACUUCAUGAAGGAGGUGUGGCCGUCCUCCAUCAGCCUCGUUAUCAAGAGAGGUCCGUGGCUGGACAGGUUUGGCCUGGGAGACUCCGCCCGCUUCAUCGGCACCCCUGAGAGCAUCGCCAUCCGCAUCCCGGACUGCACGGUCGCCACCCACCUGAUCGACCUGGUGGGACCCAUCGCCGUGACCUCCGCUAACCCGUCCGGGGAGGCGGACACCACACACCACUCACAGGUGCUGGCCAAGCUCGGAGACAACGUUGAUGGAGUACUGUGUGAUGGGCCAUCUCCGGAGAACGUCGCUUCAACGGUCGUGAACUGCACGAAGAUUGACGAAGGCAACCUCGGCUUUUUCCGCGUCGGCAUCGUGCCCAAGUCGAGAGUCCUCGACAUCUUCGACACUGUACGACAGCGCCAUGGCAACAACAACACAGCGACCAAUCUGCAAAAUGGUGAUGCACGAAAGCCAAACGGCAUGGCAAAUGGAAGACUCCAUAGCGACGGAACCCGUGACGUCGCCACGGGCAUCACCAACACAGGCUUUCAGAGCGACGAUGAUCAAUUCGCAAACGUCCCGCCAGAGGUCGGGGUUAUACCGAUUCAGGACCAAAGUUCAGGAUUAUCUAUAGAAAAUCUGCAGAGUUUUGACACUAAACUUUGAGGUCAAAUCACAGAAUCCUGGCCACAAUCCUCAUUUUUGUGUGAAUGAUAUCAAUGUCAGUUAAAUUAUGCUAAGAAUUUUCUCUAAAUUGUCUGAGUUAUAAGAAUCUAUCUUUUUGCUUCAGUAACAAUGUUUACAGCUUGUUUCUGCGAGUAGCUCAGUCUUCAAUUGUAUUAUUGUAAAUUGGACGUACAUGUAGUUACUAUACUAGCAUAUAUAGCAGAUGUUGAAAUUAGAAUAAUAGUCUCUCAAUUGCAACGAAAUUGGAAGUUCAUUUGAUUCCUAAAACACCUUUGAAAUGAAAGGAUAGCACUUGGCAUUUGCUCCAGUAAGGGACGCAGUGAAUAAUGUAACAUAUAGCUGAACCGUAUCAAUGCAAAUGACCGCUUCAAGUAAAGAAAUUAAUUAAUGUUUAUGUAACUGUUGCUGUCUGAGAUAAGGCUCUUCCUUUUGGAUUUUAUUUACGCCAAAAUAUUGUGUGCUGUUCAGAACAACAGUCAUAGUCUUUGUGGUAUUCAUUAGAAUAUAAUGAAAUACCUCAUUGAUGGACUUAA